AUGUCUCAACCACCGUCCCCAUUCCCCCCUCAAUCGCAGUUCUACUCAUCCCAAAUGAAUCCCGGCAACCCCAACACACCUCCUCCGCCACCCCCCAAACCCAACAGCCAUGAAGCCAGUCGGCGCGGCACCCCGCAAAACAGCUCCGCGCACGCCUGGCAGCCAGACAACCAGACAGGCGCGCAUGGCGCAUACCCCAAUAAUCCUCAACAGCCAUAUCUCCCCGAUCCCCCAACAAUUGAGGAGGGCUGGCUCCCAGAGCUAGUGUCUGACAAGUCAACAACCGACCUCCAAGCAAUCCUCAAAGACCCAGCUCUUAUCUCCGCCUUCUCAACCAAGCACCCCUCCUACACAACCCGACAACAAUACCUCGAGACCCUAAUACACACAAAUAAAGACCUCGCAACCCGCGUCCUAGAGAUGCAGAACCACCUCACCGAACUCCGCGCCUCUACCGAAACAAUGCUGAUCACACAUCAGUCGCUGGAGGUCUCGUGGCGCAAAAAGCAAGCCGAGAUGGACGCUGCUCUAGCUCCAUGGUCACCGAAGGCGCUAUACCAGCGCUUCAGCGCGGCAAUCACAGAGCAGGAGGCUGUCUGCCAUGCUGUUGAGGAGAGUUUCCUCGAUGAAGACCAUCACGGCCGGGCGACGGAGAAGGAGAUUGCAGAUUGGGUGCGGCGUGUACGAGCCGAGGCAUCUAAAUUGGCGGCGAGGAAGGAGGCCAAGGCACGGUGGGAUGAGGGACGUGUUGGAGGUUGGCGAUGA
Penicillium vulpinum is the source of this 765-nucleotide messenger RNA. Its product is annotated as vacuolar protein sorting family 37 protein. Gene Ontology annotation, cellular component: ESCRT I complex. The coding region runs from base 1 to 765 and encodes 254 amino acids. The record is from RefSeq and is a predicted model, not a curated record. NCBI's taxonomy places the organism in Eukaryota, Fungi, Ascomycota, Eurotiomycetes, Eurotiales, Aspergillaceae. The transcript has 2 exons. Gene Ontology annotation, biological process: protein targeting to membrane; protein targeting to vacuole; ubiquitin-dependent protein catabolic process via the multivesicular body sorting pathway.